AUGAGUUGGAGAAAGCCAUGCUUUUAUUUAGGAGAUAAAAGUAGUGUUUUCUUUAAGCGUGCACUGAGUUGGGCAGGCUGCCCUCUCUUGCCUUUCCCCACACUCCUUCACUACUUCCCGCUUGCUGGCGAGCUCACCUACCUCCUCUACUCGGGUAACGUAGUCAUCGACUGCUCCCCUGCCGCCAACGGCCCCGGCGUCGCCUUCCUCGAGGCGGAGGCAGAAGGCGACCUCGGCUUCCUCGCCAACUCCGAAGUCCAUGACCACAGCGCCUUCCUCCGCCUCGUGCCGGAGCUCGACGUGAGGGAACUCCCCGCGCCGUUGUUCGCCGUGCAGGUGACGAGGUUCUGUGGACCCCAGGGGGUGGAUAGCGUGGCAGUGGGGUUUGCCGCUCACACCGCGGUGGUGGAUGGUCGGGCCCUCUGGAGGUUCGUGGAGGCGUGGACGGCGGAGUGCCGUGGGGAUGCGGACCUGCCGCCGCCGACGAUAGAACGGGCGGUUAUCGGACGCCCGAGGAGCCAGGGGAUUCUUGCAUCAGGCGGCGCCCUACGACGGAGGUGA
Musa acuminata AAA Group (dessert banana) is the source of this 561-nucleotide messenger RNA. RefSeq names its product malonyl-CoA:anthocyanidin 5-O-glucoside-6''-O-malonyltransferase-like. The transcript has 2 exons. NCBI's taxonomy places the organism in Eukaryota, Viridiplantae, Streptophyta, Magnoliopsida, Zingiberales, Musaceae. The record is from RefSeq and is a predicted model, not a curated record. Bases 1 to 561 code for a protein of 186 amino acids.